ACUCCUGUGUCCUACCUCAAUUUUUUCUCGAAAGUCCUCAAAGUUGUUUUUUUUGUGCCGAUUUUGUGAUUUUGUAGUGCUGUCUGUUGUGAAUGUAAACGUACCAAUUUUACAGAAACAAAUACUGUAUCCACAAGUUCGUGUAUCUAUCUCUACGUAUUUCGUCGUUUCUAGUGACUUAAAUAAUGGAUGAUGAAGAAGAAAAGUUGAUCCCUAGAAACUAUCAGAUGGAACUGAUGAAAAUCGCCAUCAGCCAGAAUACAAUCAUUUACUUGCCUACAGGAUCUGGUAAAACGUUUAUAGCAAUAAUGGUGUUGAAACAUUUAAGUGAUAGUUUAUCGAAACCCUACAACGAAGGUGGAAAGAUUUCUUGCAUUCUAGUAAAUUCUGUAACUCUGGUUGAUCAACAUGCCAAAUAUGUUCGUGAUCAUACGAUUUUCACAGUAGGGGCUUAUUCAGGGGAAAUGAAUUUAGACUUUUGGAAGAAAGAGGAGUGGUCGGAGCAGUUUAAUAAACACCAAGUUGUUAUUAUGACUUCCCAGAUUUUGGUUAAUCUUAUUAAUAAUAGCUUUAUUGAUUUAAGAAAAAUUAAUCUCCUCAUUUUCGAUGAGUGCCAUCAAGGCGUUGAAGAUCAGCCGAUGCGACAAGUAAUGAAGAAUUUUCAGAAUUACGGAGAACAACCUAGAAUACUCGGUUUAACAGCGACAUUGUUAAACGGCAAUUGUAAACUAAGUAAAGUAAUGGAAGAAGUUAAAAGUCUUGAGACAACUUAUCACAGUAAAGUAGCAACAGUUGAUGGUUUAGAUGAAGUUGUAGGGUAUUCAACCAACCCACAAGAACUUUUUAAAAUUUGCAAAGCCAGUGAUCCAUCUGGCGUCGAUAAUCUUGUAAUCGCCCGUCUAGAAAGACUGAUAAAGACUUUACAAGCUGUGAAAGUGGAAGACUGUAGCAAUAAUGUUAAUUUGUUAUCAGACAAUUUAAAACCUUUAGAACCGAUCGAUGUAUUAAAGAGGUUACGAAAUUUAAUUUCGGAUUUAGUUAUCCAUAUAAAGAUGUUGGGAACGUUUGGUGGUUACAAAGCUUGCUUAUCCUACAUGAUACAAGUAGAGCGGAUAAAAAAGCAUUGUCAAGAUACAGUGAUUUUCAUAGUUCUAAAUAAUGUGAUGACAGUAAUAGGUUGGGCGAAAACGGUGUUCAAAAACGCCAUGAAAAACUCUAGUAAGAUCGACAUGUUGAGAAUAUUUUCAUCAGACAAAGUUAUUAAGUUAUUUGAAAUAUUGCAUGAGUACAAGAGCAAAUCAGAAGAAGAACUUUGCUGUUUAAUUUUUGUGAAAAGAAGAUUCACGGCUAAAAUCAUCCACCAUAUUUUGCAACACCUGAGAGAGGCAGAUCAAAGUUUUAAUCAUUUAGUGUCGAACUUCGUUGUGGGAAACAAUAACAACCCGUAUAAUGAUUCACGCGAAAGUUUGUUCAUUUCAAAGAAGAACAGAGAAGUUCUUAACAGUUUCGUUAACAAGGAAAUUAAUGUACUAGUCAGUUCAAACGUUUUGGAAGAAGGUGUUGACAUCCCGAAGUGCACGUUAGUUAUAAAGUUCGAUAAAUCCGAAGAUUACCGAUCCUAUAUUCAGUCGAAAGGGAGGGCCAGACAUAAAAAAAGUUUGUACUACACCAUCCUGGAACAGGAUAUCGUUAUAAAGUUUCGUGAGAAGUACAACGAAUUCGUUCAGAUCGAAAAGAUUCUCAAUGAGCUUUUAAUCGGUAAAAAUGCAGAGCGGGAGAGUCCUAACACGCAAGCCAUAAACAACAUGUACAACGAAGACGAAUUUCCACCUUAUUACGUAAACGGUCCCAAUUCCGCUCAAGUUAACAUGACAUCUGCCAUCUCACUUCUUUGCCGUUAUUGCACUUCCUUGAGCAAUGACCAGUACACCAUUUACGCUCCAGAAUGGUAUCUAGAGAAAAACGAACUUGGUAUACGUGUUGUAAUACUCCUUCCAAUUGUGUGCCCCAUUAUAGAAUCCAUCAAGGGUCCGUUCAUGCGCAACAAGAAAAAUGCCAAAAGGGGGGCAGCACUGGCGGCUUGUAUAAAGUUGCAUAAGAUUGGCGAGUUGGAUGAUGAUCUCUUACCCGUCAGAAGAGAAUUCAACGAAGAAGACGUGUCGUAUUUGUUUGAGCACUGGCCCAAAGAGAAAGAAGGCGAUGCCGGUAAUAAGAAGAAAAAACGGCUCCACGAUAAAGAGAUCUCGGAAAGUAUUAAGGGCAAACUACAACCCGAUCGACCACUCUAUCUUCACGUGAUCAAACUGAAUCCAACGUAUUCAAGGAGCGAAGACUUUAACCAAGCCACUAUUUACGAUCUCUACAAAACUUCGCUCUGUUUUGGAAUCCUGUCACCGAAACCACUGCCAGAACUAUGCAAAUUUCCCGUGUUUGAUUCGACAGGAACAAUCGAGGUUGAUAUUAAAGCCAACGUAAAACAAAUUGUUCUCACGAAUAAUGAAUUAAUGCAACUGCGAGAAUUCCACUAUUUAAUUUUCAACGAUCUCCUAGAGAUUCUGAAAAACUUCUUGAUUUUUGACAACAACGGAACAAACUCGGAAACGCUAUUAGUUGUUCCCGUACAAGACGCCAUAGACGUAUUUAUUGAUUUCGACGUGGUGAGAGAACAUAAGACACUCAAAAAUAAACUCGAACAUGCUUCAUCAGAACGCAUGAAUCUUCAAGUUAACGAAGAAACGUACUUGCGUAAAAUUGUUUCUCCGUGGUACCGGACCCAACCAACGAUGUACGUAGUGACUAGAGUUUGUAUUGAGAAAAGCCCGAAAAGCCCGUUUCCUAAUCAAGAAUAUAGCAAUUUUGCUUCCUACUACGAUGACAAGCACAGUUUGCGAAUACUGAACGAAGAUCAGCCGCUUCUUUUGGUCAAAGGUCUUUCUAAAAAACUCAAUGUUUUUAAGCCCAGGGGACGAGAAGGAAAAAGAAAGAAAGAAAAACGGUACGAAGAACUAGAAGAAUACUUGAUUCCUGAAUUCGUGAUAAAGCAGGAGUUUCCGUCCUGUUUGUGGAUCCAAGCUCGAUUUUUACCGUCUAUUUUAUCCCGAUUGGUUUAUCUUCUGAGAAUACGGCAACUGCAAUUAACCAUCGGGAGAGACAUUGGCGUUAAACAAAAAUAUUUGGAGAAUUGUCCGCCGAUGCAAGUGGAUAUGCACCUUUUGAAUUAUUUUCCAGAUGACGCACAACUGGCUGCAGAAAACGAAACUACUGCGUCGUCGAUUGAAAGUAGUUAUCUUCCUAUAGAGCUCUCUUCUUCGUUAACUCAGCAGUACAAUAAAGAUUUCGCUAGUAAAAUGCUGGAGUCCGAUUAUUCGUGGAAAAAUCUAGAGGAGCCGAAAGACAUAGAACGUGACAUAAAUGUAACCGUCAUGGAUAUAGAGUACUACGAAACAUUUAUUUCUCAGAGAGCGUCCAAACAAACUAGACUUCUGAAAAAUGACAGUCCUCUCAAAAACGUCCCUGCGAUUACUUAUAAUAAGGAAUUCGAAGAAAAGCACUUGAGCGUUCUGGAAAUCCAGUUUGACAAUCAGAGUCCAAAUUUGUGUAGUCUGUAUCAGGCUUUAACCGCAGCCGAAGCGAACGAUAUAGUUAAUUUGGAACGUCUAGAAACACUAGGGGACUCAUUUUUAAAAGUGAUAGCUUCCUUGUAUAUUUUAUUCAAGUUCCCGCAUUACAACGAAGGGAAAGCGACAACACUCAAAGGCAAGAUUGUAAGCAACCGAAAUUUAUUCUAUCUAGCGGUGAAGAAAAACCUGGGAGGUAUUUUAAAAAAUAACGAUUUCUCCCCCAACGACGAGUGGGUACCCCCAUGUUUUUGUAUUCCUCAAGCCCUGAACAACGACAUCAAGAACAAAAGGUGUUCGAUUAACUCGCUGUUCAAGUGUGACGUACUAUCGGAAGAACAGACUUCAGGUGUUUUAAGUUUGAGCACCAUUUCGAGGGAAGAGGUGACGAACGAUGAAGAGAAUUCCUACCCGAGCAUGUGCAGCUUUUUGAACAAACAAUACGUGAGUGAUAAAACCCUAGCGGACUCAGUUGAAGCACUCCUGGGAGCGUAUUUCUUAAACGGCGGCAUUACAGGCGGCGUGAAAUUCUUAGAGUGGAUUGAAAUAUUGCCUUCGUCUGAAAACGUGCUCAAUUUGAUCCACACAACCGACAUUAACCCAGUUGUCAACGCCAAAGCGACUUCGGAAAAUAUUCUUUUCCACAUACCACAAUGGCGCGAAAUAGAAAAACGUUUAGGUUACAGGUUCAAAAAUCAUGCCUUCCUGUUGCAAGCUCUCACCCAUUCUUCGUAUUCGCCGAAUCGAAUAACGCAAAGCUACGAACGUUUGGAGUUUGUGGGGGAUGCAAUACUUGAUUUCUUAAUAACGUGUUAUAUUUACGAACACUGUGGUUAUUUACACCCAGGAGAAGUGACUGAUCUACGUUCCGCCCUAGUCAACAACAACACCUUUGCGAGCUUGGUUGUGAGAUGCGGAUUUCAUAAGUUCCUGCUUAUGAUUAAUUCUAAGUUACAAACGCACAUUGAUAAGUUCGCUGAUUAUCUCGCGAAUAGGAAUUACGUUAUUGAUGAUGAAGUCCUGAUUUUGUUGGAAGAGGAGGAUUUAAAAAUCGCCGAACAUGUAGACGUGCCUAAAGUUUUGGGUGAUAUUUUUGAAGCUUUGGCAGGUGCCGUUUAUUUAGACAGCAACAGAGACUUGAAAACAGUGUGGAAAGUAUUUUAUCGCAUUAUGUGGAAAGAAAUCGAUCUCUUCAGUAAAAAUGUACCAAAGAAUAUUAUCAGGAGACUGUACGAGUGCCAUACAGCGUAUCCUCGAUUUAGUAAUGCUUUUGAAACCGAUAACAAAAAGACGAUGGUUUCGUUGCAAUUUAUGUGCGAAGGUAGAAAAAAUUGUGUCCACGGAUGUGGCACGAAUAAGGCACUUGCGAAAAGGGCGGCUGCAAAAAUUGCACUACGUGUGUUAAAAAUGUAGUUAUUUAAUGAUGAUUUCAUUAAACAACGAAACUAACAAUACCAAAAUGUUUUCAAAAAUCGCUUCUACGUGCCGUCUUUCUUUCCGUGGUUUCCUUUUCAUGCUAGUGGUAUAUGAACAUUGUGUCUUUUAGAAAAACUUCAACCAGAUAAGUGUUUGCGGUUUUUUUCAUAUUUCCAAAUGAUUAUUCUGUUCCUAUUAGAAAACAAAAUUGCUAUAUUCUUGAUUAGGAAGGUUCAUGUUUCUGUAUCGUCCUUUUAAAUAUUUUUUUCAAGAUUUUGUUUCCGUACCUGCCAUAACUGAAGCCAAAUUUGAGACCUUGAAAAUUUUUGGUAUUACGUUUUGUCGUUUAAUUUGUAGGGCAGAUUUUUAAUGGAAACAGUCUGCAGCAGUGUCAUUAAGGCUGUUACAGAUUUGUUGUUUAAGGGUGCGUUUAACGAGAAUGUUACUUGAUUUUUAACGUGUAGCAUUAAGUGAAUUAAUAGAACCGUUUUUAAUAGGUUAUGUUAAGUGUUUAUGUAAAUUUAACAUAAUCAAAAGUCAAUUUAAACUAAGCCACGUUUAAGAGCUACAAGUUUAACAUCAAGAAAUCAAAUUUUUCGUUGAACGUUCUCUUGAUCUAUUUUAGUUAUUUUUGUAACUUUAAUAAAAAUUUAUAAUUACUCUGUGUUGUUGUUCUGUCCUGUGCUACAUAUGGCAUAUAGGACGAGUGCGUUGUAAAUUUUCGUUUGUUAUUUAAUACUUUGUUAUAAAACAUAUCUUGAAAUAUUUGUUUUUGAGGAUUGCAUUGGUAAUGAUAGAAUUUUAAGAGUACAUACUUACUUUGCCAAUCAUGAAUGCUUCCUGUCGUUGCUUUCAUUUUGUGAUGUGUUUAUAUGUUGACGUACUCUUAAGUUUCUAUACGUUAAACUAUCUAUAUUACGAUUAAGACGUAGAAGACACUUAUUUAUAUUUUUUUAUACAGUAAAGUAAGUCAAGUAUAUUUACAAGUUAAUAAAUGUAUUAUUGCGUU
Zophobas morio is the source of this 6042-nucleotide messenger RNA. It is a transcript of the gene Dcr-2, whose product is annotated as endoribonuclease Dicer-like. Gene Ontology annotation, biological process: apoptotic DNA fragmentation; siRNA processing; pre-miRNA processing. The record is from RefSeq and is a predicted model, not a curated record. The coding region runs from base 186 to 5030 and encodes 1614 amino acids. The transcript has 12 exons. Gene Ontology annotation, molecular function: protein binding; ATP binding; DNA binding. Lineage: Eukaryota; Metazoa; Arthropoda; Insecta; Coleoptera; Tenebrionidae. Gene Ontology annotation, cellular component: cytoplasm; RISC complex; nucleus.